GAAGAAACAUCUGGAGAUAGCGGCUUUAGGGCGUAAAAAGAAAAAAACAAGCCGUAGAAGAGGGCUCUCUCUUGGUUCAGCUUAUUCCCCCCCUUAACAAAAUCUUUUCAGAUGGAUCGUUAUCAGAGAGUGGAGAAGCCGAAAGCAGAGGCACCCAUUGACGAGAAUGAGAUUCGUAUCACCAGUCAAGGCAGGAUGCGUAGUUAUAUCACUUAUGCCAUGAAUCUGCUCCAGGAAAAGGGAUCGAAUCAAGUAGUUUUUAAAGCAAUGGGAAGAGCCAUUAACAAGACUGUGACUAUUGUGGAGUUAAUUAAGAGAAGAAUUGUUGGUCUACAUCAGAUUACAUCCAUUGGAUCCAUGGAUAUAACAGAUAUGUGGGAGCCUCUGGAGGAAGGACUCCUUCCAUUGGAGACCACAAGGCAUGUGUCGAUGAUCACUAUAACCCUUUCGAAGAAGGAAUUGGAUACAUCCUCUGUUGGGUACCAACCUCCAUUACCUGCCGAUCAGGUGAAGGCAUCCACAGAAAUCGAUCAUGAAGGAGAGGGCUCUCCUAAUGGCCGUGCUAGAGGCCGUGGUGGUAGAGGAAGGCAAAGGGGUAGAGGGAAUGGUUUUGUCUCUGCUGAGUAUGAGGAUGGAGGCUGGGACCACUCUCGUGGCUAUGCUAGGGGUAGAGGUCGAGGAAGAGGACGUGGCUACCGAGGCCGUGGGCGUGGAGGAUACAAUGGACCCCAGUUUGACAGGCAGCAAGAUGAUGGCCGUGGGCGUGGAGGAUACAAUGGACCUCAGUUCAACAGGCAGCAAGAUGAUGGUCGUGGGCGUGGAGGAUACAAUGGACCCCGGUUUGACAGGCAGCAAGAUGAUGGCCGUGGGCGUGGAGGAUACAAUGGACCCCAGUUCGACAGGCUGCAAGAUGAUGGCCGUGGGCGUGGAGGAUACAAUGGACCCCAGUCCGACAGGCAGCAAGAUGAUGGCUACAACUAUGAAGCCCCUCCCCAAGGUGGUCGUGGUCGUGGCCGUGGAAGGGGAUAUCGUGGAAGGGACCGUGGGUUUCGAUCUAAUGGGACGAUGCAUCCAACUGCAUGA
Hibiscus syriacus is the source of this 1083-nucleotide messenger RNA. Its product is annotated as glycine-rich cell wall structural protein 2-like. NCBI's taxonomy places the organism in Eukaryota, Viridiplantae, Streptophyta, Magnoliopsida, Malvales, Malvaceae. The coding region runs from base 112 to 1083 and encodes 323 amino acids. The record is from RefSeq and is a predicted model, not a curated record. Gene Ontology annotation, molecular function: RNA binding. The transcript has 9 exons.